This is a messenger RNA of Racocetra fulgida, 882 nucleotides long. The record is from the annotation of a GenBank genome assembly. NCBI's taxonomy places the organism in Eukaryota, Fungi, Glomeromycota, Glomeromycetes, Diversisporales, Gigasporaceae.
AUGGUUCAACCAAUACUUGACGAGGUAGAUGAAAAAAUAAAAUUUUCAAAAAGAUAUUGGAAGUAUGAUGGCCUUCAUGUAAUUUCACUUACAAAGGCGGGUUUAAGAGGAGACAAUCAAGAUGAAAUGUCUAUUGAACUUGGAUUAGAUGAAAAAUUGAAAAGAUAUUAUUUGUUUGGAGUGUAUGAUGAUCAAAUUUCGGCAGAUUGUGCUGAACAUUUGCCAAAAUAUAUUGCUAAACAUUUACGUGUAUUACCAACUGUUGAAAAUGGGGAAAUGAUUAAAAAUGCUAUAAAAAAGGGAUAUGAUGAUACUGAAAACUAUUUUAAAACACUUGACGUUAAAGGUAUAAAAGGAAAUAAAGUUCGAAUGUCCGCUGAACCUGAGAUAAUUGAUAAAGUUUAUCCGGCAUCCAGUCUUGAUUUACUUGUGCUUGCUUCUGAUGGCAUCACGGAUCGUUUCAAAAUAUUUAAAAAACAUCCUACGGAGAUUUAUUUAAGUUUUCUAAAAAAACACAAAGGAGAUCCGGACCGAUUUGUUAGAGCAUGUGAUGGAAUGAUUGAAUUAUGUGACACUAUAACUGAAAAGCGUAUUUGUGUAGAUGAUAUGUCUAUUAUAAUUAUAAUAAUUUUAAAUGGAAAAUCUGAAGAUGAGUGGUAUCACGCUGUUACGAAAAAUGCUGAGAACCUUGAUGAUUGGAUUCACGCAAGUGAUGAAGAAGAUUUAUCAGAAAUCGAUGAUCAGGACAUUUAUGACAAACAUUCUAAUGAAGUUGAUGACUUUCUAGUUUCAGUACCGUUAACAACAAUAUCAACUGGAUAUUAUGAUGAAGAUUCUGCAAUGAAUUUUAGUAUUUCUGACGAUGAUGAUGAUUUUGAUUGA